This is a messenger RNA of Beta vulgaris subsp. vulgaris (sugar beet), 1049 nucleotides long. RefSeq names its product cytochrome b6-f complex iron-sulfur subunit, chloroplastic. Gene Ontology annotation, molecular function: 2 iron, 2 sulfur cluster binding. Gene Ontology annotation, cellular component: plasma membrane. The record is from RefSeq and is a predicted model, not a curated record. The transcript has 5 exons. The coding region runs from base 121 to 810 and encodes 229 amino acids. NCBI's taxonomy places the organism in Eukaryota, Viridiplantae, Streptophyta, Magnoliopsida, Caryophyllales, Amaranthaceae.
GAAGCUUAACCCACCUCACAUAUUUCCCAAACUAACUAUUAGACACUCAAUGGCUUCAAUUUAUCAUCAAAACCAUCAUCAUCUCCAAUUCACUCUAUUUCUCACACAAAACCAACUCCCAUGGCUUCCUCCACUCUGUCAUCCGCCACUCCAUCUCAGCUAUGUUCGAGCAAAAGUGGAGUAUUCGCUCCGUCAUCGGCAUUGGCAAAAGCUGGAAAGGUGAAUGUGUUGAUGGGCAAAGGAAGAGUAGGAAGGAUGAGAGUGAGUUGCCAGGCCACAAGUAUACCAGCAGAUAACGUUCCUGACAUGGAAAAAAGGAAGCUGCUGAAUUUGUUGUUGUUGGGAGCUAUAUCUCUUCCUUCUGGCUUCAUGUUGGUUCCUUAUACUAACUUCUUUGUUCCUCCUGGUGGAGGAAGUGGUUCUGGUGGUACCAUUGCUAAGGACGCUCUAGGAAAUGAUGUUAUUGCUUCUGAAUGGCUCAAGAACCAUGGACCAGGAGACCGCACCCUUACCCAGGGACUGAAGGGAGAUCCAACUUACUUGGUUGUCGAGAGCGACAGAACUCUUGCAACUUUUGGAAUAAAUGCUGUCUGCACACAUCUUGGGUGUGUGGUGCCAUUUAAUAGUGCUGAGAACAAAUUCAUCUGUCCAUGCCAUGGAUCUCAGUACAAUAACCAAGGCAGAGUUGUGAGAGGACCUGCACCUUUGUCAUUGGCCUUGGCGCACUGUGAUGUUGAUGACGGAAAGGUGGUGUUGGUUCCAUGGACUGAAACAGAUUUCAGAACUGGUGAUGCACCGUGGUGGGCUUAAAACUAGACCAGAUCAAUCAGUUACUGCCUUACUGGUAUGAACUCAUUGUGGAGUGUAUUACUUGCGUCUGCAUCACCAAAGAUACAUGCUGUAUAUUAGAGUUAGUUUGUAAAAUGUAAUAUUCGAAUCUCCGUGGAUAGCAAUAUUCAAGUUUUAUCCUGGCAGAUACAUUUCCUUGCCGCUGAAUUACAUGCCUACAAUUUAUAUAUUGACGGUCGCUCAAAUUAUAUCCUUUUUCA